This is a messenger RNA of Eublepharis macularius, 1527 nucleotides long. It is a transcript of the gene SFR1, whose product is annotated as SWI5 dependent homologous recombination repair protein 1. Bases 2 to 868 code for a protein of 288 amino acids. Gene Ontology annotation, cellular component: Swi5-Sfr1 complex. NCBI's taxonomy places the organism in Eukaryota, Metazoa, Chordata, Lepidosauria, Squamata, Eublepharidae. The record is from RefSeq and is a predicted model, not a curated record. Gene Ontology annotation, biological process: double-strand break repair via homologous recombination; positive regulation of DNA-templated transcription. The transcript has 4 exons.
AAUGCUUCAGCUCGCGUGCGGAGCGUCUCGUUCCUGUCGUUUGCCUUUCCAUCGUGAUUUGAAGGGCUCCAGAGAGCUCGAUGGUCGAGAGAGCGGCUUCAGUUCAAGGCGAUACGUUUCAGAAUUAAAAGGAUUGGGAUUGGCCAAACAGUCCACUAUCAAAAUGGAAGUACCUGUAUUGAAGAACCCUAUGUCCUUGUGCUCUACUCCAGAGAACUGUGAGUCCCAAAGCAGCGGCAGCGGCUCUAGCUCAGGAAAACAGCCAAUGAGUGCAACCCUUCGAGAACGGUUGAAGAAAGCAAGACGGUCCUUUAAUUCAACUUUCACUGUAGCAAAGCGUCUUAAAAUCAGUGAAGAAAAUGACUGUGUUACUGAUGAAGAUACAACUUUACCUAAAAAAGGACCAUGUUACAUAUCACAGUAUGAAGGCAAACAGUUGGAAAAAGUUUCUGACAAAAUCAUGUGUAUGAAAAGUGAUCUGCAAGCUACAGAGCUUUGUGAGUCUGAAUAUAAUGGAUGCAGUAAAACUGGACAGGAUUCUCCACAAGUUACUUUGUUAGAAACUAAUUGCAGUCACUGGGAACUACUGGAGGAGAAGAUGAAAUUGGUUAAGAGGAUUCAGGAAAAGGAGGAAAUUCUUCGAAGACUUAAGCUGGUCAAGAUGUACAGAUCAAAGAAUAACCCGACAGAACUGCAGUCUCUGAUAGUAAAAUGGCGAGGUAGUUCCCAAACAAUGCUAUAUGAACUACAGUCUGCGUUGUCUACAGAUGGCAAGAAAUUAAGUAUUACAGAGCUGAUAGACAAUUUUAGACUAGAUGACCAACUGCUACAUUAUUUGAGAACAGAAGAAGAUUUUACAGAUGCAUAACUACAAACAACUAAUUUUUUUUUAAGGUUAACAUCUGUGUUUCGUGUUGUUUAACUGGACUAGUCAAAGAACUGUGAUGUUAUGCAGUGAAGACUAGAAGAAACAAGUUUCUAAGUAAAGCUAAUCCUUUUAUUUAUGUGGUGAAAACAUUUUCAAAUAUGAAAAAGAAACUGGCUGUAUUGUAGCAACUUUCAUACUUUUGGAAGGUUAGAUCUGUGUUACUUAUAAUGAAAUUAAAAACUUUUUUUCUUUAGCCCAGAAUAUAUACAGGCUUUAGUGCAAUGCUGUUUCAAAUUCUGUUUGACCUGUAAGUAUUUACGGAGUAUGAAAUGUUUUCAAUACGGAGUUUCAUUUGCUUGUGUGUUUGUGUGUGUAUAUAUAGAACACAGUCAUCUGUGCUCUCUCUCUCUAUUAAAUUGUAAAGUUGAAUGUAUAUUAAAUUGUAAAGUUGAGUGUAUAGUUCUUCUAUACCCCAAUAUCAGGAAAGGGACAGCAUCUAUCCAAAUACUGAUUGAUUUUUAUACUGCAAAAAGCAGUUUCAUGGUUUUGCUUAUAGUAAACUUGCGGCCUGCUCCUAUCAGCGGUUACUCAUUAAGUCCCCCUUUGCUCAUUAAGACUUAUGUUUAGGAUUGAAGUAUUCAGUAAUUAAAACAUAUUAG